Messenger RNA from Brassica rapa (field mustard), 1482 nucleotides. RefSeq lists its product as uncharacterized. Lineage: Eukaryota; Viridiplantae; Streptophyta; Magnoliopsida; Brassicales; Brassicaceae. The record is from RefSeq and is a predicted model, not a curated record.
AUGGAGAAGAAACGAGAGAUCUCUGAGUACAGAGAGAAGUUGGACAAGACCCUGUCUUCUCCUGAGCUCACUGAUCAUGAGACUCUCAAAUCUCUUCUCAGAAACCAGCUUUACUCUUCUCAAGAGUGUAAUGAGAAUAUAUUGGAUAAAAGAGCAGCUGAUGUAUCAAAGCUACUUAGCAUGCUUAGGAGUGUUUCAAUGACGGAUGCAUCAUCAUCAUCACAUGGUGAUUGGAAAAUAAAACAAGAUCUUGAAGAUUGCCGUGUCAUGUACCGUGAAGGGCUUGAAGGAAGUCCCUUUCACACUUUGCUCGUUGAGGGUUACAUGGAUUCCACUCUCGAAGACUGUUUGUGUGUUUCUUGGGAAACAGCCCUCUACAAGAACUGGUGGCCACAGUUUGCGUUUCCACCAUUUAAGAUUUUACAAGGCACAUGCUUGCAUAAGGUCCGGACCGGUGAACAAGUUUGUCUAGUGAGGUUUGUUCUUAAAAAUAUAUAUAUAAAAUUUUGUAGGGUGAUAGGGGAACUUGAUAUAAAGCUGGACUUGGUCCCUCCGUCUCUUAUGAAUUUUAUCGCUAGGCAGAUCGUCGGUAAAGGUUUCAAACUGUAUAAAAAGGCAGCUGGUUCGGUGGCGAAACUUGAUGAAGAUUUCAGCAGAGCUUUAGCUGAUCCUUUGUACAUUAACAUACGUCAAGCUAUGUAUUCAACUAAUAAAGCAACUGAGGAAGAACAAGAGUUGGAGACGGAGAAUAAACACGAAAAUGAUGAAGAUGAAACUGUCCAUUGCAGACGAGCGAUUUUGGAGAUUGAGGAGGAAAAAGAAGAAUAUUUUGAGGAAAGUGUUUCUUUUGAGGAGAGGAAUGUAAAUGGCAAUAUCAGAAGACAGUUAAGCAUUAGUACAGAGGUGGAACAAGCUUUAGGAACUCUAGAUAGAGCAAUAAACAUGGUUAGGAAUAUAACACCGGUCAAAGAAGAUGUGGAGUUCCCGCCAAAUAAAACAUAGGAUCAGACAAAGAAAGUAAGUUUGUCAGAGAUAAUUUGAAAAUGUUCCUCAAAGAUCACACACAGUCAAGAUUUUUCAACAUCAAGAGGGGAGCUAUUUUAGUCAAGAAGACAAGAGAGAGCAGGAGACAGGAGAUGAUCACUUAAACAAAGGUAAGAAUGAGAACUAGGGCCAGCCCUGAAAUUUUGGAGGUUUUAGGCGAUUUUUGUAAAGAUUUCGGUGAAAAAAAAUAUUAAGAAAAUUUGGGAGCCAUUUUAAAAAAUUUGGGAGUCUAUGCAUAUGUAAAUUUUUUUCAAAAAAUAUGGGACUGCGAAUGUUUCAUCGGGCUUUACCCUGGAUCGGCCCUGAUUAAAACGUAAGAUAGCUUCUUUGCUUUCAGGUCUUGGCUCUGAAGGAAGCUCAGGUUCCUAUGCAUGCUAUAGUUUUGUGGAUUCUUUUUGUAAACUUGUUGCAAAUUCAUAAUCAAAGCUACUCUAAUUA